CCGAGAGUGGCUGGAGAUUGGGGGAUUUGUAGGAAAAUGGGGAAACGGGACCCUUAAAGUGAUUUUGGGAGCGGCCAGAGAUGGGAGGGGAAAAAAUGUGGAAGGGGAAAUGGGGGAAGGAUGGCACAGAGGAAGCGGCAGCGCGGGCAGGAUGGCGGCCGUGGGGCACAGGGAGUGCGCAGUGGGGAUCCGGGUUGGCCCCCGGUGCUCUGGGGGUGCUGGGGGGGCACCCCGGAGCUGUGUCCUGCACUCACAAGGGUGUUCCAGAGGAUGAGAUUGAAGAGUGUCACUUGUUGAACGGCACGGAGAAGGUGAGGUUCGUGGAGAGGUUCAUCUACAACCGGGAGCAGUUCCUGAUAUUGGACAGCGACGUCGGGGUGUACGUGGGGUUCAUCGCCUAUGGGGAGAUGAAUGCCAAGCGCUCUAACAGGCACCCGGUUCACAUGGAGUACUACCGGGCUUUGGUGGACACGCAGUGCUGGCGAAACUACGAGCUUUAUGCCCCGUUCACAACGGUGGCGCGCCGAGGGGAGCGCGGGGCAGAGCGCGUCCCCUCGGGCCCUGCCCUGCCAAUGACACUGGAGCUCCUGAAAUUCCCAGGACUGGACUACCAGCUCCUGGAGCUGCUGGAAACCCCCACCCCCAGGGCAGGCUCACCUACACCAGCCAGGUGGAGCACGUCAGCCUGGAGCACCCCCUGA
Messenger RNA from Haemorhous mexicanus (house finch), 701 nucleotides. RefSeq names its product patr class II histocompatibility antigen, DO beta chain-like. Gene Ontology annotation, biological process: immune response; antigen processing and presentation. The coding region runs from base 81 to 701 and encodes 206 amino acids. The transcript is spliced from 2 exons. Lineage: Eukaryota; Metazoa; Chordata; Aves; Passeriformes; Fringillidae. The record is from RefSeq and is a predicted model, not a curated record. Gene Ontology annotation, cellular component: MHC class II protein complex; membrane.